AUUUUGCGACAGUAAUAACAACGUUUUUUCUCUUUUGACACAAAAGGGAUGAGAUGCCCGUUUUAUUUAUUUAUUUUCAAACAAUGAUCCAUUAAAUUUCGAAAAGAAAGUUUGAUUGUCAACUAACUUUUUUCCCCAUAAUCUGAAAUUUCGAGGCUGCUUGCUGCAUUGUUAUAUUACAAGCACAGGGUCCUCGUGUUGCUUUUUUGUGGUGACCACAGGCGACCCAUACUAAUAAGGUCUCAAAGUAAAUACCAGCGCAGGAGAUCUAAUGUAAAUUUUGCUUGUCAGAGCGUCGUAGGUAAUAAAUAAGACGGCUAACCAAUAGUGUGCAGGAGGCUGGCUAACCUUAGCCUCCCCAGCCCCAAUUGAGGGCUAUGACCAGUCGCCUUUGAUUAUCAGUUGCCAACAGCCCCUCUCUUGGCUCCUUGACAUGAGCUCCAUAUAAGGCAGCGAUCUCCAUAGAAACGUGUCAGUUUCAAUAGUAGUGUCAAAGUUCACUAUAUACAGACAUUCGCGCAGAUCCCCCUUUCGGAAAAAUUGCUCCGCUAGUCUUCCCGUUUAAACGCAUUCAUUUUGUCUCCCCCUUGCAUAUUCUAUUAGUUGUUUUUUCUUUCCUCUCUUUCUCUCUCCACUCCGCAUGAGAGGUGAAAAUAGGGCGCUUUAACGUCGACCGUCCUUUUUUUUGUCCUGGACAAAAAAAAAUAAUCCGUGCGAUCAACUUGUUUUCCCGCACUUUUUGGGCCCGAGAUAUGGCAAUGGUAGUUAGCAGUUGGCGAGAUCCUCAGGACGACGUGGCCGGAGCUCAGGGCGGUCAGUCUGCACAAACGCAGCCGAGCCAGCAGCAACCACAGCAGCAGCAGGCGGCGUCGGCUGCUCCCCAUACUCCGCAGACCCCGGGCCAGCCCGGGCCGCCCUCCACCCCGCUCGGAGCCAGCAGUCACAGCGUCCAGCCUGGCGGCGAGAAGCAGCAGCCCUGCCAGCAGCAACAGCAGCACAUCGAGUGUGUGGUGUGCGGGGAUAAAUCCAGCGGAAAACACUACGGCCAGUUCACUUGCGAGGGCUGCAAAAGUUUCUUCAAGAGAAGUGUUCGGAGAAACUUAACGUACACAUGUCGUGCCAACCGGAAUUGUCCUAUAGACCAACACCACCGCAAUCAGUGUCAGUACUGCCGCCUGAAGAAAUGCCUCAAAGUUGGGAUGAGGCGGGAAGCGGUUCAGCGAGGAAGAAUGCCUCCAACUCAACCAAACCCAGGCCAGUACGCGUUGACGAAUGGGGACCCUUUGAACGGCCAUUGCUAUCUGUCUGGAUACAUCUCCUUACUACUGCGGGCCGAGCCUUACCCAACCUCUCGGUAUGGGAGUCAAUGUAUGCAACCCAACAACAUCAUGGGCAUCGAGAACAUUUGUGAACUGGCUGCACGAUUGCUAUUCAGCGCCGUGGAAUGGGCCAGGAAUAUCCCUUUUUUCCCAGAUCUGCAGAUCACAGAUCAGGUGGCUCUGCUUAGGCUGACUUGGAGUGAGUUGUUUGUUCUGAACGCUGCCCAGUGCUCGAUGCCGUUGCAUGUGGCUCCUCUGCUGGCCGCUGCCGGGCUCCAUGCCUCGCCAAUGUCUGCAGACAGGGUGGUUGCUUUCAUGGAUCACAUAAGGAUCUUCCAGGAACAAGUCGAAAAACUGAAAGCCCUCCACGUCGAUUCGGCAGAGUACAGCUGUCUGAAAGCUAUUGUGCUAUUCACAUCAGACGCCUGUGGCCUGUCGGAUGCUGCCCACAUAGAAAGCCUGCAGGAAAAAUCUCAGUGCGCUCUGGAAGAAUAUGUGAGGAGCCAGUACCCGAACCAGCCGAGCCGUUUUGGCAAGCUCCUACUGCGAUUGCCUUCUCUCCGCACCGUCUCCUCCUCGGUCAUCGAACAGCUCUUCUUCGUCCGUUUGCUGGGUGCAAUUUCACGUCUGAGAUAUCCAUCUGAAAGCGACUCUCAUUUAUUAUACCCACUUGUCAGGGAAUACGUUUCAAACCCUGGACCGAAGAAUCUGAAUUCCAGCUUCCAUCCACCUAGCAAAAAAAAAGUCGUUCUUCAAAAAGUUGAGGUCAGGUAUUUUCCUAUUUGUCCAAAGGAGUGCACAAGUGCACAGGCUCGAGUCUUGUCAUGUCAAUUAUUGGCGAUUCCAUUACAAUCUUCUCCAGCGUAUUCUCUGAUUGAAGAUAACCAGGCUCGUUGUACAUUUAAUUGUAACACUUAGAAAUAAGUUCACGGAUUUUAAGACAUACGAAGUUUAUGCCAGUUCUCAUACAAAUGUAAAAAAUACUAUGAUUUCCUGAAUAUUUAAUGAUUCGAAAUAUUGUGUUAGCUUGACAUCGCGACCAGUUAUUGGUAUAAUCAAUCAUUGCCCAUUCCAUGAUGUCUUAUAUGAAAUACACAACAUCGCUUGCUUGGCAUCAUACCCUUUACAUCCCCUAAAAACAUGAACCAACUGUAUUAACACUGUGGGCAAAAGUGAAGUGGGGUGAGCGUGUUGCAGGCCUUGUUAAACUGUAUGUGAGACUGCAAUGUCACAAAAAAGGAAAGAUUUCUGAAAAUGCUCAGCUAUGAAAUGUACUUUCUGAUGUGUUACUAAUAAAAGAAGUGAUCUAAACAUCGUUCA
Molecule: messenger RNA, 2639 nt
Organism: Stegostoma tigrinum
Lineage: Eukaryota; Metazoa; Chordata; Chondrichthyes; Orectolobiformes; Stegostomatidae
Gene: nr2f1a
Product: nuclear receptor subfamily 2, group F, member 1a
Exons: 5
Coding region: 753-2237 (494 amino acids)
Biological process (GO): negative regulation of transcription by RNA polymerase II; cell differentiation; anatomical structure development
Molecular function (GO): RNA polymerase II cis-regulatory region sequence-specific DNA binding; zinc ion binding; nuclear receptor activity
Source: RefSeq, a predicted model, not a curated record